Messenger RNA from Aphidius gifuensis, 1377 nucleotides. RefSeq names its product A disintegrin and metalloproteinase with thrombospondin motifs 1-like. Gene Ontology annotation, molecular function: metalloendopeptidase activity. The record is from RefSeq and is a predicted model, not a curated record. The transcript has 11 exons. Gene Ontology annotation, biological process: proteolysis. Bases 1 to 1377 code for a protein of 458 amino acids. NCBI's taxonomy places the organism in Eukaryota, Metazoa, Arthropoda, Insecta, Hymenoptera, Braconidae.
AUGAAUACACCAAUAUGGUUCGCCAAAGGAAAUAGCUCAUCAAAUGUUGAAUACACUCGUCUUGAUAAUGAUACAUUACAUGAUGCUUUGAAAUUUUAUGAAGAUCCAAAUAACAUGGCAGAAGUUAUUGUCAUAAGAAGUGACAAACGUGGGAGUAUUGAAUUUAUAAUGCAUAUAAGAGAUCGAUCUAGUCAAUUGACAGUAUUCAAAGCACCUUCGUCUGUCGUUCAAAAAUGGAAAGAAUUUUUUAAAAAAUCAAAAAAUUCACGUGUUUCAAGAAGUGCUGAAACUCAGUUUGUACAAGAUUAUCAUAUCGCAAUUAAUUUGGAGAAUGUAGAGCAAUCAUACAAACCAAUACCAAAUCCAGUAAAAAGAAGUCAGGCUAAAAAAAAAAUUGAAUCACCUCCUUACACAGGUCCAGAUCCAAUUUACAUAAGAAUAUUAUUAUUUAUUAAUUAUGGAGUUGAGUAUGUCUCAGAGUCAGAUCUUCAUUUGUAUAAAUUUUUGAUAUAUCUUGUAUCAUUUUGGAAUGCAGUUAAUUUAAAAUUCAAUGAUUUUGUUAAUCCCUCAGUAAGACUUCACAUUUCAGGUGUUGUUAUUGGAAAUAAUAAAUUGGCUGCACCAUAUCUUCAAGAUUCAUUUGAACCAAAUGGAAAAUAUGUUGACAGUAAUUUAGCAUUAUUAAAAUUUAGAGAUUUUUUGAGACAAAAAAAUCAACAAAAAAUAAUGAAUUUAACAUGGGACAUUGCCAUUACACAGACAGAUCUUAAAUUAUGUUAUUGGAAAAAUGUAACUCAUACUGCCUCGAAUGUUGGACUAGCACAUGUCGGUCAAACAUGUAAUAAUGAAAAUUCCGAUGAUAGUCCUGUAGCAAUUAUUCAUGAUUCAAAUAAUUUUCGUGGAAUCUUUACUGCUGCUCAUGAAAUAGCACAUGUUUUAGGAGCAGUUCAUGAUGGUAGUGGAAAUAAUUCAUGUCCACAAAAUGGUAGUUUUAUUAUGCAGUCAAAUAAUGGCUAUGUGUAUGGACCAAACAGCGACACAUGGUCAUCUUGCAGUAUUGAUGAAAUAUUAACAGUAUUCAAAAAUAAAUGUUGGUCGGGUAAUUCAUUGGGUAAUGAAAAUGUUAAUAUACCAGAUAUUUUGCCUGGACACAUGGUCAGUCUUUUGGAUCAGUGUCAAUCACGUAAAUUUACUAAUGCAUGUGAUGAAAGUAAAACAACAUGUGAAAAACUUUAUUGCUGGAACGACAGUGAUUUACCAAAUUUUUUAGAUAAAUGUAUAAAUGCUGGUGCACCACUAAGUGGUACAUAUUGUGGUGUUAAAAAACAUUGCAUUAAUCAAAAAUGUGUGCCAAUUAUUGAUGAUAAUAUUUUAUAA